Molecule: messenger RNA, 2457 nt
Organism: Herpailurus yagouaroundi (jaguarundi)
Lineage: Eukaryota; Metazoa; Chordata; Mammalia; Carnivora; Felidae
Product: A disintegrin and metallopeptidase domain 3-like
Exons: 21
Coding region: 271-2352 (693 amino acids)
Biological process (GO): cell adhesion; proteolysis; binding of sperm to zona pellucida
Cellular component (GO): plasma membrane
Molecular function (GO): metalloendopeptidase activity
Source: RefSeq, a predicted model, not a curated record
GGGGAGCCCUGCGUCCUGUCAGAGCCCACCUAGAGUCAGGAUCCUGCGGGGCCUGCUGCUGGGAGGGCUCAGAACAGGACUGGGACAGUUGUCCUCACGUGCCUGACCCUGCACUUGGAGGAGGGGGCGAGCAGCUUCUGGGAGGUGGGAUCCCCAGAGCAGCUCUUCUUCACCUAUUGGGGCGGAGAUCCUGAAACAUCACUUCUACAAAUUACAGUGCCACGGAAGAUAGAGACAAACACCGAUGGUGAAGUUUCAGAAACGCAUGUCAUGUAUGCCAUCAAAAUUGACAGGAAAACAUAUACUCUCCAUCUUGAAAUACAGUCAUUUUUAGACCCUCAUUUCCUGGUGUAUGCAUACAACAAAUCAGGAGUAUUGUAUCCAGAUUCUUCAUUUACAAAGGGCCAUUGCUUUUAUCAAGGAUACACCGCAGAGAUUCCAAAAUCAGUUGUGACAGUUAGCACUUGUUCUGGACUCAGGGGAUUAUUGCAGUUGGAGAAUGUCAGUUAUGGCAUUGAACCAUUGGAAUCUGCAGUUGCAUAUGAGCAUAUGCUUUAUCAAAUAAAUAAUGAUAAAGUUGAUUUUUCUCCCUUACAAGAAAAUUAUUCUAUCACCCAAUUGGUAGAUCAAUCCUACAGGAUUCUUGUGAAAUCAGAAAAAGAUUCGGAUGCAUUAUUGAACAGAUUUCUGAAAAUACAAAUCAUUAUGGAUAAAGCCUUGUUUGAUUAUAUGGGCUCUGAAGUGUCAGGUACAGUUGAGAAAGUUGUCCAUAUCUUUGGUCUUAUCAAUGCUAUGUUUUCCCAGCUUAAAGUCACUGUUAAGCUAACUUCUUUGGAGCUCUGGUCAGAUCAAAAUAAGAUUUCAACUAAUGGGGAUGCUGAUGAAGUACUACAAAGAUUUGUGUCAUGGAAAGAAAAAAGUUUAUUUCAAAGGUCUCGUGAUAUGGCAUACUUAUUAAUUUAUAGAGACCAUCCUAAUUAUGUAGGAGCAACAUAUCAUGGAAUGGCAUGCAAUCCAAAGUUUGCUGCAGGAAUUGCUCUGUAUCCAAAGAUGAUAACUUUAGAGGCAUUUUCAGUUGUUAUGACACAGUUGCUUGGAGUUAAUCUGGGAUUAACAUAUAAUAAAGACAUCCUCACUUGUUACUGUCCAGGAACUACAUGCAUAAUGAACCCUAAGGCAAUGCGUUCCCAUGGUGUGAAGUUUUUUAGCAGUUGCAGCAUGAAUGAAUUUAACCGAAUGGUUUCACAGCCUGAAUUUGAAUGUCUUCAGAGUCAAAUAGUUUCAGAAUUGUCUUACCAAAAUAAAAAUACACUCUGUGGCAAUGGUAUUUUGGAACCGCCUGAGGAAUGUGACUGUGGUCGUUCACAGCCAUGCAAAUUUGAAAAAUGCUGUGAUACUGAACACUGUACUCUGAUUGAACCUGCAGAGUGUGGCACUGGACCGUGCUGUGAUAAAAAUACUUGUCUGCUCUCUGUAAAGGGAACUAUAUGUCGACAAAGCCAAGAUCUGUGUGAUUUUCCAGAAUUUUGCAAUGGAACAUCUGAGUUUUGUGUACCUGAUGUGAUAUCUGCUGAUUUACAACCAUGCAAUAAUAACACUGCCUAUUGCUUUCAAGGAAUAUGCCAAGAUACAGAUAGACAGUGUGCAGAGUUAUUUGGAAAAUUUGCAAAGGGUUCUACUUCUCUAUGUACACAAGAAGUGAAUCUUCAGGAAGAUGAUUUUGGAAACUGUGGACGAAAGUAUUGUAAUUUUAAGGAUAUCCUUUGUGGAAAGAUAGUUUGUCAUUGGACACGUUUAGAAGUAAUACCAUUUAAAAAAUUUGAUGUUCAAUAUACUUACAUGGAAGGCCAUGUGUGUAUCUCCGCAUAUUUAAGAAUACCAACAGCACAUGUAACAGAUGAUAUUACGUAUACAGCGAAUGGCACUAUGUGUGGUCCAAAUAUGUUUUGUGACGGGGGACGGUGCACUCCUAAGGAUUCAUACUCAAAGAGAAUAAAUUGUGACUCAGUUACAAAUUGCAGUGGACAUGGGGUUUGCAAUAAUUUGCUUCAUUGUCACUGUGAUGUUGGAUAUACUCCUCCAUAUUGUAAACCAUCACCAUUAUCACCAGGAGGAAGUAUUGAUAAUGGGUUUUGGAGUAAAGGAAGUGGAGAUGAAUACCUGUUUAUAAAACAACAUGUGGCUUCUCGAAAACAUGGCCUCUUGUUUGGUUUCUACAUUUUUCUACCUUUCCUUAUUUUAAUUGCCAUCCUUGCUUUUAAAUGGAAUAAAAUACAACUUUGGAACCGAGAGGGAAUAGAAAAUAAAGGAUAUAUAUCAGAAGACAGCAGUAGUAACAGCAACCGGUCAUAGAAUUAAAGUGACAAAACAAUGUCAAAAAGCCAUAGGUUGGAGAAAGGAUAUUACCAAGACACUCACCAUUAACUGACUUGAUUCAAGAAAGAAAGAAAAAAAAAA